Messenger RNA from Elaeis guineensis (African oil palm), 2890 nucleotides. Its product is annotated as probable splicing factor 3A subunit 1. Lineage: Eukaryota; Viridiplantae; Streptophyta; Magnoliopsida; Arecales; Arecaceae. Gene Ontology annotation, molecular function: protein binding; RNA binding. The record is from RefSeq and is a predicted model, not a curated record. Gene Ontology annotation, cellular component: U2-type prespliceosome; catalytic step 2 spliceosome; U2 snRNP. Gene Ontology annotation, biological process: regulation of alternative mRNA splicing, via spliceosome; mRNA cis splicing, via spliceosome.
CUAUCCCCAAUCUCUGGACAAACCCAAGUUUGCUUAUUAGGGUUCCAUUUCGGCGCCUCUCCUCCCUUUCAUCUCAAGAGCGCCGGCGAUAGCCGUGGUCGAUCCGGAUUCCGGACCGCCUCUCUCCCCAAUUUCUUCGAUCAUUCUCUUUCUCCCCCAAUCUUUCGCAGAUUCUUCUUGACCCUGGGGAGCGAUGAUCGGCGCCAUCCUCCCCCUCCCCGCCCCGCCGUCCGACGGCAAUCUCGGCCCCAUCCCUCCCGCCCAACUCCCCGACGAGAACAACGAUGACAACAAAGCCAAAGAAGACCAACCCGCUGCCGCUCCGGCGCCGGCGGUGGCGACCCACACGAGGACCAUCGGCAUCAUCCACCCUCCCCCCGACAUCCGGAUGAUCAUCGAGAAGACGGCCACUUUCGUCGCCAAGAACGGCCCCGAGUUCGAGAAGCGCAUCCUCGCCAACAACGCCGGCAACGCCAAGUUCAACUUCCUCAUACCCUCCGACCCCUACCACGCCUACUACCAGCACCGCGUCUCCGAAUUCCGCUCCCAGAUCCAAUCCUCCCAACCCCCCGCCGCCGGCGCCGACUCCUCCCAGCAGCAACAACAGCUGCAGCCGCCCCCUCCCCCCGAUUCGUCCGCCCCCGCCGCACCUUCUGGCGAUUCUGCCGCCAAGCCCGACCCCGCCGCCCCGUUCCGCAUCCCCCCUCGGAAGGUCCUCGAGCCGCCCGAGGCCGAGCAGUACACCGUCCGGCUCCCCGAGGGGAUCACCGGGGAGGAGCUCGACAUCAUCAAGCUAACCGCUCAGUUCGUCGCCCGGAACGGGAAGGGCUUCUUGAAUAGUCUCUCGACUCGGGAGGCCACCAACCCGCAAUUCCACUUCCUGCGGCCCACCCACAGCAUGUUCACCUUCUUCACCGCGCUCACGGACGCCUACUCCAAGGUGCUCAUGCCGCCCAAGGGGGUCGCGGAGAAGCUGCGGAACGGCGUGACCGACAUGACGACGGUGCUCGAGCGGUGCCUGCACCGCCUCGAGUGGGAGCGCUCCCAGGAGCAGGCGAGGCAGAAGGCCGAGGACGAGAUCGAGCAGGAAAGACUGCAGAUGGCGAUGAUCGACUGGCAUGAUUUCGUCGUGGUGGAGACCAUCGAAUUCGCCGACGACGAGGAUGAAGAGCUUCCGAUGCCGAUGACACUGGAGGAGGUUAUCAGGAGGAGCAAGAUGUCGGCUUUGGAUGAUCAAGGUCCGAUGGAGACCGUCGAGCCAGGAAAGGAGGUGGAGAUGGAGAUGGAUGAGGAGGAGGUCCAGCUUGUAGAGGAAGGCAUGAGGGCCGCGAGACUGGAUGAGAAUGGCGAGGAUGAGAACAAGAGGAAAGCAGACGCGGCGCCUGCGGAUGAACCGGAGCCACCAAUGAGGAUAGUAAAGAACUGGAAGCGGCCAGAAGAGAGGAUCCCGGCCGAAAGAGACCCGACCAAGUUUGUCAUCUCCCCGAUCACGGGCGAGCUGAUUCCAAUUAAUGAGAUGGCCGAGCACAUGCGAAUCUCGCUCAUAGAUCCCAAGUACAAGGAGCAGAAGGAGAGGAUGAUGGCAAAGAUCCGGGAGACGACCCUUGCCGCCGACGAUGAGAUCUCUAGGAACAUCGUGGGUCUCGCACGAACCCGUCCCGAUAUCUUUGGGACCACGGAGGAAGAAGUCUCGAAUGCUGUUAAGGCGGAGAUCGCGAAGAAGAAAGAUGAGCAGCCGAAGCAGGUCAUAUGGGAUGGGCACUCCAGUAGCAUUGGCCGCACUGCGACCCAAGCCUUGUCCCAGAGUCUUUCCGGCGAGGAACAAGCGGAUGCUAACAAUACUGAUGCUGAGAGGACUCUUCCAGGCCCUGCUCCUCCUCCUCCGAAGCCUGGUGUACCAUCAGUGCGUCCCCUUCCACCACCGCCGGGAUUGGUUCUGAAUAUUCCUCGUUUCCCUCCAAGUGCAGCCCCUUAUUCUGCCGCCGCCGGUGGAGGUAUGGUUGCCCCACCGCCAAGGCCUGGAAUUGGCCCCAUGAUUCCAUCUGUGAGGCCUCCAGCUCCACCAAUGCCCAUGAGUUCAGCCCAGCAGCCUGUUAUGAUGAGCCGGCCGCCGAUGCCCCCGGCGAUCUCGGUGAACCCACCUACUAUUCCUGUACCACCACCCCCUGGAUCACAGUUCACUCCUUUGGUGGCUCCCCGACCAUUUAUGCCCAUGCCACCUCCUAACAUGCCAAUGGUCCUGCCGCCGCCUCUUCCACAAGGGAUGCCACCACCACCUCCUCCUGAGGAAGCUCCUCCACCACUACCUGAUGAGCCGGAGCCAAAGAGGCAAAGGACUGAUGAUGUUUCACUCGUACCAGAGGAUCAGUUCCUUGCUCAGCAUCCGGGACCUGUUCGCGUUUCUGUAUCUGUUCCCAAUGUUGAUGAAGGAAACUUGAAAGGCCAGCUGCUGGAGAUCAUGAUCCAGUCUUUGUCUGAGACUGUAGGCAGUCUUAAGGAGAAGAUUGCUGGAGAGAUUCAACUUCCUGCUAAUAAGCAGAAAUUAAGCAGCCGAGCAGGAUUUCUAAAAGACAAUCUUACCCUUGCUUAUUACAACAUUGGCCCUGGAGAAACACUAACUCUUGCUCUAAGGGAGCGUGGUGGGAGAAAGAAAUGAUCUCUCCUUUGUUGCAUCGGAAGGUCACCAUGGAAUGCUUCAGCCAAUAUGUUGCAAAAUAGAAGUAGUUAUUAGUUAUGGGAAUAUUUGGGUAUCGAUUAGUUGGGAUUGUGUGAUGAUUAUGCUUGAGUUCAGACUUUUGCUUUCAGGAGGGUCGAUAUUUAAACUUACGUGUAUGUUGGUAACCGAUGAAAUUCCUGAUUCUUAGUGCAGCUGUGCAAUUUGUUGUGAUCU